AUGGAGUUGUCCAAAAAAGGUGAUGGAUUAAGAAAUUUAAUAUUUCUAAUAUCAACUUAGAGUAUACUCCAUUUAUCUACAAUUUAUUUUAUCAUUGUACAAACGCUAUUGAUAUGAAUUAGAUUAAUAGGAAAUAUUCAAUGCACCAUUAAUUUUAAAUGAUGUACUAAAUCUCCGUAUGGUUUCACAAGGCAAAUGA
This is a messenger RNA of Paramecium octaurelia, 199 nucleotides long. The record is from the annotation of a GenBank genome assembly. Lineage: Eukaryota; Ciliophora; Oligohymenophorea; Peniculida; Parameciidae.